CAAAAAUGGCUAACAAUCGUGUACGUAUUGUUAUUGUUGGCGAUUCAGGGGUGGGAAAGACCUGCCUGACCCAUCUGAUUGCCCACAAUGAGUCGUUGACACGCCCAGGCUGGACGGUGGGCUGCAACAUCCAAGUGAAGAUCCAUCAGUUCAAGGAGGGCACAGCCCGGCAGAGCCAGUAUUUCGUGGAGCUCUUCGAUAUUGGCGGUUCGCUGAGCCACAAGAAUACACGCGGCGUCUUCUAUUCUGGCGUACAUGGCAUUAUCUUGGUUCAUGAUCUGACGAAUGGCAAGUCGCAAGAGCAGCUGCUCGACUGGCUGCACGAGAUACUCAACAAGGAGGGCAAGGAUACGUACAAGUCGCGUGGCAGUUCAAUGCCGCCAUCACCGUUGGCCAACUAUUCCACAGACUCUUCCUUCCACGUCCGUUUCGACUUGGAGGAGUUCCUGGGCGCCACACAAACACCCAUUCUGGUGAUGGGCACCAAGCUCGAUCUCAUCGAUGAGAAGCGUCAACCCAAGACGGCUCUGAAAAAAGCUGGUGGCAUAGCUGACAAAUGUGGAGCCGAAGAGAUCUGGCUGAACUGCAGAGAUACGCGAAGUCUGGCGGCCGGCACCACAGAUGCCGUAAAGCUAUCACGCUUCUUUGACUGUGUCAUCGAGAAGCGUGAAUCCAUUGGCUGCUCUGGGUCACAUUAUUAUGGAUCUGGAUCGGGAUCUGGACCAGCAGGGGCAGACAGACGUCGGCCCCCCAGCACGGCCACGCAAGCGGCAGAGUAUUCCCUGUAUGGCGGCUCCUCCAUCGAUGCGGCCAGCGUUAUGCCGUUCCUCGAGACCAGUGACCUCAAGUGACUGACUGACAGGCGUCCGGUGUGUCUUAUGUUUAGCUUUUAGACAAAAUGGAAUGUGAUUAAUUAAAUGUUAUAUUGUACACACAACACACUUUACUUUUCAAUUAAAAAAUGCAUGAAUUAUCCAACGAGA
This is a messenger RNA of Drosophila persimilis, 983 nucleotides long. Its product is annotated as rab-like protein 3. The record is from RefSeq and is a predicted model, not a curated record. Gene Ontology annotation, molecular function: GTPase activity. The transcript has 3 exons. Gene Ontology annotation, cellular component: endomembrane system. Gene Ontology annotation, biological process: intracellular protein transport. Lineage: Eukaryota; Metazoa; Arthropoda; Insecta; Diptera; Drosophilidae. The coding region runs from base 6 to 851 and encodes 281 amino acids.